UUCAACGAUCCCUUUUUCCAACUUCCUGCUUGUUGAAAAUGUGAUUUUUUUGGGGGGUGGGAGGUCUUUAAUGUUGGAAAUAACAUUUUUCUUCACUAAGAAAGACAUUUUACAAGUAAAGCAUUAUCAAUCAUUAUUCUUGAAGUUGCUUAGCCUGAUUAACUGUGAGAUAUCUGUGUGCCUUGAAAAGGGUAGCAAUUUUCUUUAGGGAAGAAGUGCUUUCAUCUUCAUGUGAUUUAGGCUUAAAGGCAGUAUCGUAAGGGGAUAAAAAUGUCCCAGAGAAAUAUCUGUUAAAUGUGAUGGAAGACAGAGCUACCUAGGAUGAUAAAGCUCAGGGGUAAAAGUUGGGUUACAUAGUAGGAAGUCUUACUAGUGUGGUAGCUACUUUAACCUUGAAGUUUGAGAUGCUCUUGUAGAAACAGGCAUAACAAGAGUCUUGUAUGAUAAUAGAAACAUUAAAUGCAUGCUCAGUGUGCUAAAUGUGCGUGAAAAACGUUGAGUUAAUAUACCACACAUAAGUAACAGCUAUUAAUGCAACCGUAUUCGGUUUUAGGCCGGGCGAGAGUGACGUCGGAACCUUUAUGUUGGGGAUCUUAUUGCAGUGGGGACCGGAAAAGGAGCAGGAUCCUUUGGGACGAUGUUGGGAGGUCGUAAGCCGAACUGCUCUGGGGUCGCUUUUUAGGAGUCCUUAGGUCUGGAAUCCGGGGCACGCAAGAUGACAUCCCGCACAUAAAUUGUCGGCGGGUGAAUUGUGUGUACGGCCGGUGGCACGCAGCUCACCGUGAGACUGGCUGUUUUGCGCAGGCGCGAGAAAGGGCGGCGUUUUACGGCUGGGCUCUGCGUAGGAUCCGUGCGAGGCAAGCGCGAAAGAAUUUAAGGCACCUAAUGCUGUUGGAUUAAGAAGUUCAGCACAUUGUUUUGGUAAACAGGAUGAACAAGUCACUGAACCUAAUACUUCUAUACACGCCCGGUUACUUAACUGCUCCCCUCCCCCCCAGUAUUAACCAGGAAGUGAAAUUCAUCCUUUACAUGAAACUUAUUUAACAAAGACCUUAUGCUAGGCACUAGAACCAUCUCAGUAGGACUCUACCAGUAAAACCAGUGAAUACAGCAUCAUGUGGUUCAAAUCCUAUAGGAUGACUUUUACCUGCUUGAGUAGGCUGAAAAAUUACAGGUACCCUUGGACAAGACAGUACAGUACUUCUCAAACUACUGUGGACAGCAAUGAGGUUAAAACCUUCCUUACUCUGGCUCACAAGUGGUGGGAUGAGCAAGGAGCAUAUGCACCUCUUCAUUCUAUGAAUGACCUGAGGGUACCAUUUAUUAGAGACAAUCUUUUAAAAACAGUUGCCAAUCACCAACCAGGAAAACCCUUGUCUGGGAUGAAGAUUCUUGAUGUUGGCUGUGGUGGUGGAUUGUUAACUGAACCUCUAGGUAGACUUGGGGCUUCGGUUAUUGGAAUUGAUCCUGUGGAUGAGAACAUUAAAACAGCACAGUGCCAUAAAUCAUUUGACCCAGUCCUGGAUAAGAGGAUAGAGUACAGAGUGUGUUCCCUGGAAGAGAUUGUAGAAGAGACUACAGAGACAUUUGAUGCUGUAGUAGCUUCUGAAGUUGUAGAACAUGUGAUUGACCUAGAAACAUUUAUACAGUGCUGCUGUCAAGUAUUAAAACCUGGUGGUUCUUUAUUCAUUACUACAAUCAACAAAACACAGCUGUCCUAUGUCUUGGGAAUUGUUUUUUCAGAGCAAAUUGCAGGUAUUGUACCAAAAGGUACUCAUACCUGGGAGAAGUUUGUUUCACCUGAAAAGCUAGAGAGCAUUCUGGAAUCUAAUGGUCUUUCAGUCCAAAUUGUGGCAGGAAUGCUGUACAACCCCUUCUCAGGAUAUUGGCAUUGGACUGAAAACACCAGUCUUAACUAUGCAGCUCAUGCUGUAAAAUCCUGGGAUCAAGAAAACCAGGUAUCUGCUGAUCUUGUUUUAAAAGAAAAAACAGAAGAAUUCCAGACUGAAGCCUCAGCCAAUCCAGAUGUGCAUGAAAAGCUGAAGAAAUGAAUUACUUGUAAGGAAUAGUAAUAUUACUUGAAAUUUUGAUGCUUUCAAAUGUAAAAAUAUAGAAUUUAUCCUCUGAGAGAAGAUCAUAAAGAAAAGAAAAUCAAUAAAAAGGACUAAAAGCUUGGA
Molecule: messenger RNA, 2177 nt
Organism: Condylura cristata (star-nosed mole)
Lineage: Eukaryota; Metazoa; Chordata; Mammalia; Eulipotyphla; Talpidae
Gene: COQ3
Product: coenzyme Q3 methyltransferase
Exons: 8
Coding region: 1116-2051 (311 amino acids)
Biological process (GO): ubiquinone biosynthetic process
Molecular function (GO): 2-methoxy-6-polyprenyl-1,4-benzoquinol methyltransferase activity
Source: RefSeq, a predicted model, not a curated record